This is a messenger RNA of Brassica napus (rape), 1268 nucleotides long. RefSeq names its product reticulon-like protein B15. The record is from RefSeq and is a predicted model, not a curated record. The transcript has 5 exons. NCBI's taxonomy places the organism in Eukaryota, Viridiplantae, Streptophyta, Magnoliopsida, Brassicales, Brassicaceae. Bases 686 to 1264 code for a protein of 192 amino acids.
UAUAUCAUAAAAAAUACAAAACUAAAAUAACACUAAUCAAAUUUUUUUUUUGAUAGUCAAAUGAUUAAAAUUUUAUUUACCGGUUCAUUAGGUUAGCUAAACAUUGAUUUUCUCAAUUUAACAUAUUUUAACUAGAACAAACUAACAUCCAAAAUUUCUUAGAAUAUAUAUAUAUAUAUAUGAUUUUUUUUUUUCAAAUCGUUGAAGUUAAAAUAUAAAAAUAAUGAUGUCCAAGUGUAAAUUAAUUAUUAUUUUUAAAUACAACAAUGUUAUAUUUAAAAUUAUUUUUUUUUAAGCAAAAAAUAUUAUAUUUAAAAUUAUUAUUUCUGCGCAUGGUCCAAGAAAACUCUUAGUAGUUUGUAUAUAAUGAGUAAUUUCAGUUUUAAGAUUAGUUUUCUAACAACGAAAUGAAUUAGCUGGUUAAAAAUAGAAUAUUAUAUGUUUGAUAAACAUGUUAAUUAUAGGAGAAAACUAUCCCCAUGCGUUUGGAACAAUUAAUAAAAGCUACAUUAAUAUUUAGUGAUGAUAAUAGCUUAAUUAAGAUUUAAAAGCAUGCCAAAGAAAGCCGGCAUGCAUGAGAGAAUAAAUGGUAAUUUUUCUUAUAUAAUCCUCAUUGAAUAUGUUUUAUGGGAUUGCAGUUGCAGGUCUCCUUAAUAUCAAAGAUUAAAAGUCACAACAAAAAGCAAUGUCUCUCGUUAAUCAAAUAGUUGGCGAAGGAGCAGUGGCGGAUUUAUGUGUGUGGAAAAACAAGAUAAAAUCAGGCAUCACACUUGUAAUGGCCACACUUAUCUGGUUCCUACUGGAGAUCAUGGAGACUCGAUUUGUACCCUUUCUAUGUUCAAUCUUAUUACUCUUGAUGCUUCUUUUGUUCCUCUGGGUCAAGUUUGGACAACUAUUUUUCAUUAGGAGACCUCUCACUCCCCAAGAAAUCAAACUAGAAGAUUCCCCUGUUAGAGCCUUAUUUUCAAAGAUCGAAAGCCUUCUCUUGAUGCUUUACGAGAUUGCAUAUGGGGAAGACAUCAAAACCUUUCUCUCGGCCAUCCUUUAUGUGGCCAUCGUAGACACUGUUGGGAGCUACAUAAACCUCCUUACAAUUUUGUAUAUAUGCUUGGUCUGCGCGAUGACGAUUCCAGUUUUGUACCUGCAAUUUCAAGAGGUUAUUGACAAUUUCAUUAGGGAGGUAUCAGAAGAGAAGAACAAGUUACUUGAAGUACUCAAAUCUAAUGUUCUCAAUAAAAUUCCUAGGGCCACCAAGGAGGAAUAGUACA